CAGAGCCCCGUGGUUGCACAGCACCACAAGGAGCCAGCAGUCAGUCCUUGAGCACAACUGUUGCGGCAGCAGCGGCGGUGGCAGCAGUGGUGCUGACAUUGGGACAGCGGUGUCAGGACAGUGUUGGCAGCAAGAGCUGGGGACUGGCAGAGGGCAGGGCACCAUGGCCCUUGCUCUGCGCCUCUUCCUCCCGCUCCUCCUGGCCGUGGCCCUGCCUGCCAGGGCUGCCCAGGCUGCUCCGCUGCAAGCACGGGGAGCAGGCUGGGAUGGCGACAUGGCUUAUCCGGAUGCCCUACUGGAUGAGAGCUUGGAGAAUUCUCUUGGAGAGAUUCUCUUGGAGAAUGCUGGAGGUCCUUCUCCAUGGAAGAACUCAGACACUGGAGACAAGAAAUCCCUGGAGGCAGCCAGACACCUGGACCAGAUGCUGAGUGAUCUGGAGAGACGCCGUGAGAUGAAGCGAAAGGCUGUGCUGAAGGCAGCAUUUCCUGGAGGAAGCUGUGGCCCAUUGGCAGCCCCUGCUGCAGGAAGUGAGGCGAUGCCAGGCACAGUCACAGGAGCUUGGGAUGGCGACAUGGCUUCUCCAGAUGCACUAUUGGAUGACAGCUUGGAGAAUUCUCUUGGAGAGAAUCUCUUGGAGAAUGCUGGAGGUCCUUCUCCAUGGAAGAACUCAGACACAGGAGACAAGAAAUCCCUGGAGGCAGCCAGACACCUGGACCAGAUGCUGAGCGAUCUGGAGAGACGCCGUGAGAUGAAGCGAAAGGCUGUGCUGAAGGCAGCAUUUCCUGGAGGAAGCAGUGGCCCAUUGGCAGCCCCUGCUGCAGGAAGUGAGGCGAUGCCAGGCACAGUCACAGGAGCUUGGGAUGGCGACAUGGCUUCUCCAGAUGCACUAUUGGAUGACAGCUUGGAGAAUUCUCUUGGAGAGAAUCUCUUGGAGAAUGCUGGAGGUCCUUCUCCAUGGAAGAACUCAGACACAGGAGACAAGAAAUCCCUGGAGGCAGCCAGACACCUGGACCAGAUGCUGAGCGAUCUGGAGAGACGCCGUGAGAUGAAGCGAAAGGCUGUGCUGAAGGCAGCAUUUCCUGGAGGAAGCAGUGGCCCAUUGGCAGCCCCUGCUGCAGGAAGUGAGGCGAUGCCAGGCACAGUCACAGGAGCUUGGGAUGGCGACAUGGCUUCUCCAGAUGCACUAUUGGAUGACAGCUUGGAGAAUUCUCUUGGAGAGAAUCUCUUGGAGAAUGCUGGAGGUCCUUCUCCAUGGAAGAACUCAGACACUGGAGAAAAGAAAUCCCUGGAGGCAGCCAGACACCUGGACCAGAUGCUGAGCGAUCUGGAGAGACGCCGUGAGAUGAAGCGAAAGGCUGUGCUGAAGGCAGCAUUUCCUGGAGGAAGCAGUGGCCCAUUGGCAGCCCCUGCUGCAGGAAGUGAGGCGAUGCCAGGCACAGUCACAGGAGCUUGGGAUGGCGACAUGGCUUCUCCAGAUGCACUAUUGGAUGACAGCUUGGAGAAUUCUCUUGGAGAGAAUCUCUUGGAGAAUGCUGGAGGUCCUUCUCCAUGGAAGAACUCAGACACUGGAGAAAAGAAAUCCCUGGAGGCAGCCAGACACCUGGACCAGAUGCUGAGCGAUCUGGAGAGACGCCGUGAGAUGAAGCGAAAGGCUGUGCUGAAGGCAGCAUUUCCUGGAGGAAGCAGUGGCCCAUUGGCAGCCCCUGCUGCAGGAAGUGAGGCGAUGCCAGGCACAGUCACAGGAGCUUGGGAUGGCGACAUGGCUUCUCCAGAUGCACUAUUGGAUGACAGCUUGGAGAAUUCUCUUGGAGAGAAUCUCUUGGAGAAUGCUGGAGGUCCUUCUCCAUGGAAGAACUCAGACACUGGAGACAAGAAAUCCCUGGAGGCAGCCAGACACCUGGACCAGAUGCUGAGCGAUCUGGAGAGACGCCGUGAGAUGAAGCGAAAGGCUGUGCUGAAGGCAGCAUUUCCUGGAGGAAGCAGUGGCCCAUUGGCAGCCCCUGCUGCAGGAAGUGAGGCGAUGCCAGGCACAGUCACAGGAGAUGAGCAUGCUAGCAAGGCUUCUCCAGCAGCUGGGAUGGAAGAUGGUUUGGAACCCUUGGGAGAUUCUGCAGGUGUGUCUGCAGGGAGGACUUUUCAGGCUCCUUUCCUGGUUGCUGCGCACAAGCCCGGCUCCCAUCGCAGGGGUCCGCCGAGAGGGAGGAACAGAUCUACUAAACACAUGAAGUCCCUGGAGGCAUCCCAACACAUGGACCAGAUGCUGAGUGAUCUGGAGAGACGCCGUGAGAUGGACCAAAGGGCUUUGCUGAAGGCAGCACUUCCUGAAGGAAGCCGUGGCUCCGUGCCAGCCCCCGAUACACGAAGGGAGGAGAUGCCAGACAGUGCCACAGAAGACGUUAUCACUGAAACAGGAAUAUUUGCCCCGGAUCCAGUGCGCCUCCCAAGAAUUGUCUGCCCCCAGGAUGUGCGCAGGUCCUGCAUGAUAGGCACGGUGGUGACACUGUUCACCGUGCCCCUCGUGCUGAUCGGCUGCUAUCUUGGCAUUCGGAAGCUGUACCAGAGCAGACGGUCAGUUGUUGAUUUUUCUCCACAGCUUUCUUGUAACUCUGCUCAUAGCAUUGGUAGCCUGACUCGUAGUCAUGCUGCACUGGAGCUGUGGCCAGUCCGUGGUUGUCCAAAGAACUCUGCUGAGGGCUCUGCUGCUGCCCAGUGCUUUCAUUGGCCUCUUCAUUGCUGGGCCUUGUCCUGGGGGGCCCGCUGGGGCUGCAGCCAGUGCUGGCUCCCACUGAGGCUGCCAGGCCAAGAGCAGCCCCGGGGGCACAGGGCAGAGGCAGAGCAAGUUCUCAACAGUAUUUGGGCCACACAGCUCAGGACAGGACAGUGCUUAUUUAGUAGCUCAUGUAAAGUUUCAUGGUGACAGUGAUGUUACCAGACAAGCAAAUCUGCUCCAGUUCAGUGUUCAAACAAAUCCAACCUGAUGAAGGUUUGGCUUUGGCCUUGAGGCUUUGCUCUUUGUGUGAGCCCUGUUCUGGAUUGAUUCCCACUCAGUCUUGGAGCCUGUUUUGGGUGAAGGCUCAUCCCGGCCCUGACCCUUGGCAGUUCUGGGCUCAAAGGCACCGCCGAGGCCGCACUGCACGUGACUGGGCUUCAGGGCUCCAUUAGCAAAGGCCUUUGAGAAGUUUAAAUUACUGUAUUCUUACUCUUUGGUUUUCUUUAUGGAAUUCCUU
Vidua chalybeata is the source of this 3227-nucleotide messenger RNA. RefSeq lists its product as uncharacterized. NCBI's taxonomy places the organism in Eukaryota, Metazoa, Chordata, Aves, Passeriformes, Viduidae. The record is from RefSeq and is a predicted model, not a curated record. The transcript has 24 exons. Gene Ontology annotation, cellular component: membrane. Bases 164 to 2917 code for a protein of 917 amino acids.